Aspergillus campestris IBT 28561 is the source of this 1227-nucleotide messenger RNA. Its product is annotated as eukaryotic translation initiation factor 3 subunit J. The coding region runs from base 129 to 941 and encodes 270 amino acids. The record is from RefSeq and is a predicted model, not a curated record. The transcript is spliced from 3 exons. NCBI's taxonomy places the organism in Eukaryota, Fungi, Ascomycota, Eurotiomycetes, Eurotiales, Aspergillaceae. Gene Ontology annotation, molecular function: translation initiation factor activity. Gene Ontology annotation, cellular component: cytoplasm; eukaryotic translation initiation factor 3 complex.
CUUCUCUCACUGCCAACUGCAAACUCCUGGGAUAACUCCCUGUCUGGUGUAUUAUCUUUGGGUAUAUUGACCCGCAAGACGCUACGAUACCAACAGUUUCUCGACUAUCAUAACAACUUAAAACGACCAUGCCGCCUUCGAAGUGGGACGAAGAGGAGGAGAGCACCUCUCCCCCGCCUGUGGUGGGAAGACGGAGAUUCGACGAUGAGGAGGAGGACGAGGUCCUCGACUCCUGGGACGCAGCCGAAGACUCCGAAGUCGAGCGCGAAAAGGCCAAAAAGGCCUCCGAAGCCAAAGCCAAGGCCGACGCCGAAGCCGCCGCCAAGAAGAAGAGCAAAGCCCAGCGCAUAGAAGAGCACAAGCAGGAGCGGCGCCAGCGCGCCGCCGACGCCUCGGACUCGGACGAGAGCUACGACGAGGACGAGACGGACCGCCGCGCCCGGCUGCGCGCCACCGAGCAGGACGCAGACCUCAAGCACGCGCAGGACCUGUUCGGCGAUAUCGACCUGAACCGUAUGCGUAAUCGCGGCUCGCCCAAGGCGGUUGUCGUUGCUGAUGCGGCGGAUCCGACCAACUCCGUGGAUUUGUCGGCGAUGCCGCUGUUUAAGCCGACCACGAAGGAUCAGUUUGCGAAGGUUACCGAGACGCUGAUUCCGCUGUUUUCGGCGCAGGCGAAGAAGCCGCAGUAUGCGAUCUGGGCGCUGGAGUUUGCGAAGCAGCUUGUGAAGGAGCUGCCGAGUACGGAGGUGAAGAAGAUUGCGAGUGCGCUGUCGACUAUGAGUAAUGAGAAGAUGAGGGAGGAGAGGGCUGCUGAUAAGGGGAAUAAGAAGAGUAAGGCGGCCAAGACGAAGGUUACGUUGAAUGCGAACCGGGACUCGCAUAUGGAUACUGCUAACUAUGGGGAUGAUGAUGGUGGGUUGGGGGAUGAUGAUUUUAUGUGAUUUCUUGCUAUUUAAUUCAGUUUUUUUCCCCCUUUUUUCACCCAUCUGCCCUUCUUCUUUCUUUCUUGCUGAUUUACUUGGUUUUGCUCGUUUAUUGCCCUUUAGAUAGUAUCACCCUUUGGUCAGUCCAACUGGCCGGACCACGAGGGUUGAUCAAUGCCUUUCCCUCCCUUCCCACACAUGUACACACCUGUCCAUUUAUUCCUCCCCCACCAGCCAGAUUAUACAGUUUAUCGGUAGUAGACCAUUGUUGAUAAAAAGCGCUUAACAUUGAUGUUGGACGAAC